UAAAACUGUCUAUUAGGCCCUGUUUGCUGGGAGUUCCCCUGAAUACAUUUUUCUGUGUACAAAGAGUUAAUGACUAACUUCUGCUUCUUGUCAUCUGUUCAUUCAAAGAUGUAGUAAAAAAAACCUUAUAAGCAGCCUGCUCGGGAAGCUCGGGGCUGAUCUCCUCUAACCCUGCGUGGUAGAAUCGCCAGCCGGCUAGUAAAUGCUCAUAAUUAAUCUCGAUUGGCUCUGUGGGUCUCAGAAUCAUUCCCGCCACAACAGUGGCUGCCCUGUUCACACUCGGGGGCCCUCGUUUUCUCUACUCUUCCUAAAUUUAGAAGGGCUCAAGAGAACCUCGGAGGUGGCUGGUUUGGGUCUGACCUGAAGGUCCAGGAAGGCGAGAACCCCGACCAUCCACUGUUCUGAAAACUAUGGACCACUGAAAAAAUACCAGGCGUACAGCACUAGUGUAGAUCUUGUAGAGCUGCGCCUGCGCUAAAACUGCCACUCCCAGGACCUUUCGGACCCAAGCAGCUUUCCCUCUGAGGGCCCAGCCGUAGGAUUCCCGUAGAACUGAAAAGUAUGGGCUAAAAGCAUUGAUGGGAAACAGAGCCUCGGAGCAAGAACUGGCGGAAGCCUCUAUGGGAAGCACGGUCCACGAAGGUGCGGCGGCCACAAAACCAGCACAAAGAGAGAAAAAAAGCUUUGGCCGGGAUAGGGCGCCCAGGGAUUUCUGGAGAACGGAGUCCGGCGGGGGAGGCAUGUGCGCAUGACCGGAAGUGGCGCGAUUCCGGCGCGCCCCCUUUGGCGCGAGAGCAGGACCUGGCGUUUGGCAGCACCUGCAACCGCAGUUGGAGCUCGCGCCGGUAGCCGGCGGCUGUUUCUGCACGCGCCGUUUUGCUUGAGACCCAGUCGUUGUUUGCGCCUCGGGCUCCCUAGCCCAGACCUGGCUAUGCGGCUGGGGAGACAGUGAAAGACCCGCUGGACAGGCCCCAUCAGGGCGCCCAGGGCCCAGCACCGCAGGCUCAGACCCAGCCUCGGAGAGAAGAGUCCAGCAGUUUGGAGCAGGCCUGCAGGGCGGGGCUGGGGCUACAGUGAAGCGACGCGGACACCCAGAGACCUGCUGGGAGGCGGUGGCGCGUGGUGAGACCCAAAUGCUGGGGGAAGGUGAGAAGUGUGGAGGGAACGGUUUGUUCCAGCUUGCUCACUAAUACAGACCAGAACUCUGCGGUUACCCUUUCCACUUGGGAACGAUCCUUUGAAUAAAGAAUUUUGGGGUCAAAAAUGUUUGAGGCGCUCAGGACUGGAUAACCUGAGUAUCCAACCCUUUUACCCCGACCUGCUUGGUGGACCAAUAGCAUCUUUGAGAGAAAUGGAAAGGAACAUGGGACGUACUUAGGGUCUCCUCUAUUGCUUCUGAUCUUUCAGCUCUUGAAGCAGCCAAGGAUGCUCUAAACAGGAGCCUAUUGGCUCCUCCCACGACUGAGGGCGGGUCGAACCCAGUUGGAUUGUGAAGUUGUGUUUAGGCGCCGUUGUGUUUAGGAGCCGUUUAAGUUGUGGGGUAGUUGCCAGGUCUCUUAACCUGUUUCUUCAUGGAGGGAAGGUUAAAAUAACCUUAAGUACCUCGUCUACCUCUAGGAACUGUAAACAUCAAAUAAAACGUUUUGAAAGCAUCUUGAAUGCCUUACAGAACAAAUGUGCAUUUAAUCUAAACCGCCAAGGCUCGUGUCAUCCUCCCUUAGAUCAGGGGGUACCUUCAAAGUCAGAUUUAACAACUAGCAUUUCAUGUUGCCUUCCCCAGAGACCUGAGAUGCAAGCAGGUUUUGUCCUCUCUAUACUACUAAAAAGGAAUGACAGAGUGGAGUUAGGGACAGCUCAGUAACAUACGGUCUGUACCAAGACCAGUAUCCAGACCUAUUACUUCUGUUUCUGAGGACUGUACCACCUCUAUUUUUUUAAUUGAGGCAUAAUUCACAUGCUAUAAUCAUUUUUUUAAUUUAUUGGGGUGACACUGGUUGAUAAAAUUAUAUGUUUCAAGCGUACAAUUCAAUAUUGCAUUGUUGACUACCCAGAGUCAAAUCUUCUAUCACCAUAUAUUAGACCAAUAAUCACUUUUAAAGUAUAAAAUUCAGUGGGUUUUAGUGUAUUUGCAAAGUUGUACAACUGUCCCUGCUAUUUAAUUCUACAUUUUCUUCACCUCAAAAAGAAACCCAUACCCAUUAACCACUCCCUAUUCCCCCUGCCCCCUAGUCCCUGGCAACCACUAAUCUUUCUGUCCCUAUGGAUUUGCGUAUUCUGGACAUUUCAUAAAAAUAGAAUCAUACAACGUAUAUCCAACUUCUUUCAAUUAGCAUAGUUUCAAGUUUCAUCUGUGUUGUAACAUGAAUGAAUGUACCUGGUACCUCUUUAUGGCUGAGUAAUAUUCCAUUAUAUGGAUAUACCACAUUUUAUCUCUUCAGUUGAUGGACAUUUGAGUGGUUUCCAGUUUUGGUUAUCAUGAAUAAUGCUGUGAACAUGAGUGCACAAGUUUUUGUGUGGAUGUUUUCAUAUCUCUUGGGUCUAUACCUAGGAGAGGAAUUGCUGUCAAAUGGCUGACUUUUUUUUAGGAACUGCCAAAUGUUUCCACAAUGGCUGCACCAUUUUACAUUCCCAGUAGCAACAAAUGUUCCAAUUACCCUACAUCAUCAGCACUGUUUUCCAUCUUAUUUUAGUCAUCUAGUGUGUGUGAAGUGAUAUCUCAUUAUCAUUUGAUAUGCAUUUCUCCAGUGAUUUAUGAUGAGCAUCUUUUCAUGAACUUCUUGUCUAUUUGCAUAUCUUGCUUGGAGAAAUAGCUAUUCAGAUGCUUUGCCCAUUUUGAAAGUAGGUUGUCUUUUUAUUGAAUUGUAAUAUAUUCUUUAUAUAUUCUGGAUACUGGGCCCUUAGAAGAUAAAUGAUUUGCAGAAAUUUUUUUUCCAUUCUGUGGUUAUCUUUUCACUUUCUUGUAUCCUUUGAAGCACAAAGUUUUUAAUUUUGAUGAAAUUCAAUUUAUUUCUUCUUUUGUUACUUGUGCUUUUGGUGCCAUAGCUAAGAAACUAUUACCAAUUAGACGUCAUAAAGAUUUAUACUUAUAUUUUCUCCUAGGAGUUUUAGCUUUUACAUUAGGUCUUUGAUCCAUUUUGAGUUAAUUUUUAUUAGUGGUGCAAGGUAGGAGUCUAAUAACUUCAUUAUUUUUUAUGGGGAUACACAGUUGUCCCGGCACUAUUUUUUGAAAAGGCUAUUCUUACCCCAUUUUAUUUCUUGGCACUAUUGUUGAAAAUUCAGUUGUCUAUAAAUGUUUAUUUUCAGUUCUCUUCCAUUGAUCUAUGUCUAUCUUUUUACCAGUAUCACACUAUUUUAAUUACUGUUUUGUAGAAAGUUUUGAUAUUGUGAAUGAGUCCUUCAAUUCCUUCUUUUUCCAGAUCGUGGGACUAUAACUAAACAUCAAAUAAAUUCUGGGUCCCUUGCAUUUCCACAUGAAUUUUAAGAUCAGUUUAUCAAUUUCUGUAAAAGAGUCAUCUGGGUUUGAUAGGGAUUGCAUUGACUCAAAACAUUGGUAGUUUUUAAUGUGCAUGUCUUGCAUUUUAUUUUUUCCUAGAUAUUUUAUUCUUUAAUGCUCUUGUAAAUGGAAUUUUUUUAUUUUCACUUUUCACUUGUUCAUUGCUAGAGUAUAGAAAUACAUCUGGAGAAAUGUCUAUUCAAAUCUUUUGCCCAUUUUUAAGUGGGUUGUCUCUUUAUUGUGUCCAUAUUGUAUCUUGUUUAUCUGUGAGUUUUUUUGUGACCUUGUUUAUCCAUGAGUUUUGUGGAUUCCUUAAGAUUUUCUAUAUACAAAAUCAUGGCACAAAGAGAUAGUUUUAGUUCUUCCUUUCCGAUCUGGAUGCCUUUUUUCUUUUGUCUUGCCUAAUUUCCCUGGCUAGACCAUCCAGUGCAAUAGUGAAUAGGAGUGGCAGGAGCAGACAUUGUUUCAGACCUUGGGACAGCAUUGGGCUUUCGCCAUCAAGUGUGAUGUUAGCUCUGGGAUUUUCACAGAUGCCCUUUCUCAGGUGAAGGCGGUUCCCUUGUGUUCUUAGUUUGCAGAAUGUAUUUUAUCAUGAAAGUGUCAGAUUUUGUAAAACGGCCUUUUUGGUGUUUGAGAUGACCGUGUGGAAUUUUUUCCUUUGUAUUAAUAUGGUAUCUUAUGUAGAUCAUACAUUGAACGAACCUGUGUUCCUGGGUUGAAUUCCACUUGGUCAUGACCCCUUCUUUUAAUUAGGCAAAUGUCUUAAAUUCACAGAGCCACUUUAUCCAAAGAAUAGGUGAUAUUUGUAAACUGUAUACUUACAUGCUAGGCAUUGUGCCAAUUGCUUUAUUUGCAUUUUCCUUUAAUCUUCACAGCAACAACUUUACAAGGGAUUAUUAUCCCCAUUUUACAGAUGAGAAAAAUGAGACUUAGAGAGGUUACGUGAUUUGCACACUGCAGGGAUCCAUGCCCUUCAGCAAUGUGACUGUGGCUUUCACCCACGAACAGUGGAGGCACUUGGUCCCUGCUCCAAGGGACAAGUUCAAGGAGGGAAUCCCAGACAAGUCCAGGAACCUGGUCCUACUGGGACUUCCAGUUUCCCAACCUGGCAUGAACUCCCAGUUGGAACAAAGGGAAGGCCCAUGGAUAUUGGAGGGAAAUGGCCUAAGAACUACCUGUCCAGACCGGAAGAUUGUAUCUCAGUCACCACCGGAACAAGACAUUUCUGAGGAAUCAUGCCAAGACACAAGUGUAGAGGUGUCCCCUGGGAAGUCAAAUCACAGGAACAGUGACCUAGGGAAAAGCUGCAAUCUGAGACCAGUCCUUUCUCCUCAACAGAGAGUUCCUACGGAAGUGAGGCCCUGUAAACGUGAACCACAAACGAAGGGCUUCACGAAGGGUUCAGAUGUCAUUAAAUCUCACCGAGUGAAACCGUACAUGUGCAAUGAAUGUGGCAAAGCCUUCAGUUACUGUUCCUCCCUUUCUCAGCAUCAGAAGAGCCACACCGGGGAGAAGCCAUACGAGUGCAGCGAGUGUGGGAAGGCCUUCAGCCAGAGCUCAUCGCUCAUCCAGCACCAGAGGGUUCACACCGGAGAGAAACCUUAUAAAUGCAGCCAGUGUGGAAGAGCCUUCAGCCAGAAUGCAAACCUCACAAAACACCAGAGAACUCAUACUGGAGAGAAGCCCUACAAGUGUACGGAAUGUGAGAAAGCCUUCAGUGACUGCUCGGCCCUCGUUCAGCAUCAGCGCAUUCACACAGGGGAGAAGCCCUACGAGUGCAGUGAGUGUGGGAAGGCCUUCCGUCACAGCGCCAACCUCACCAACCACCAGAGGACACACACAGGGGAGAAGCCCUACGAAUGCAGCGCGUGCGGGAAGGCCUUCAGCUACUGUGCGGCCUUUAUUCAGCAUCAGAGGAUCCACACGGGAGAGAAACCUUACAAAUGCAACACGUGUGGGAAAGCCUUCAGCCAGAGCGCAAACCUCACCAACCACCAGAGGACUCACACGGGGGAGAAACCAUACAAAUGCAGUGAGUGUGGGAAGGCCUUCAGCCAAAGUACCAAUCUUAUAAUCCACCAAAAGACCCACACUGGAGAGAAGCCAUACAAGUGUAAUGAAUGUGGGAAGUUUUUCAGUGAGAGCUCAGCCCUCAUUCGACAUCACAUAAUCCAUACUGGGGAGAAACCCUACGAAUGCAAUGAGUGUGGAAAAGCCUUUAACCAGAGUUCAUCUCUUAGUCAGCAUCAGAGAAUUCACACUGGCGUGAAACCUUACCAGUGCAGCCAGUGUGGAAAGGCCUUCAGAUGUAGUUCAGCUUUCAUUAGACAUCAGCGACUCCAUGCUGGAGAGUGACUGGGAACAUGGCCAAUGUGGAUAGGGACCUGACAGGUAAAUGCAGGUAACCUGAAAGCACCUGGAGACAUCUUUUAGUCUGUAGCCCAGAGCCACAUGCGCCUUUAAUAAAGUCAGUUCUACAUACUGCAUGUGGAAGGACUCAGGAGCUCUUAACACUUUUCCAUUUAAAAAAGUAUAGCUUGCUGCCAGCAUCGUUAACAUCACAUGUAGGAAUGCUGCGUUUUCUAGGAUUUGACAUUUUCAGCAAUCGAGAAUCAUUGUAUUUUGUAAAUGGAAAUACCACUACCAAAAACAAUGCUAUAAAUAGAAUGUCAUUUGUUUCCAAACAAUAUCGACAUACUACAGCGAUGCAAUAAUAAUAAAAGCGAGAUAUUCUGUGGCAAACUUUGGGGGUAAGGUUAGGACCAUAACAGCGAGUUAUCGGGGUAAAUGCUGCAGCCACAAGCGCUGCUGGUUAUUUAUCCUCGGGGCAAAUGGGAAAUGGGUUAACAUCUUCCAUAAGCUUAAAUAACUCCUUGAAUGAGGGCUACUGCCAAAGAAACAAGUACAUUGGCCAGGAAAGAGCAUUUCUUUUAAUGGGGCUACUAAGGUAUCUGAUCUAGAGGAGUAAAUU
This is a messenger RNA of Pteropus alecto (black flying fox), 6464 nucleotides long. RefSeq names its product zinc finger protein 79 (gene ZNF79). The record is from RefSeq and is a predicted model, not a curated record. The transcript is spliced from 4 exons. Bases 4460 to 5848 code for a protein of 462 amino acids. Gene Ontology annotation, molecular function: DNA-binding transcription factor activity; RNA polymerase II cis-regulatory region sequence-specific DNA binding. Lineage: Eukaryota; Metazoa; Chordata; Mammalia; Chiroptera; Pteropodidae. Gene Ontology annotation, biological process: regulation of transcription by RNA polymerase II.